Molecule: messenger RNA, 987 nt
Organism: Triticum dicoccoides
Lineage: Eukaryota; Viridiplantae; Streptophyta; Magnoliopsida; Poales; Poaceae
Product: transcription factor MYB12-like
Exons: 3
Coding region: 1-987 (328 amino acids)
Source: RefSeq, a predicted model, not a curated record
AUGGGGAGGCGGCCUUGCUGCGACAAGGUGGGGCUGAAGCGAGGAAAAUGGACAGCGGAGGAGGACGCCAUGCUCGCAAAAUAUAUUGCCCAGCACGGCGAGGGCUCAUGGAGGUCUCUGCCCAAGAAUGCGGGGCUACUAAGGUGUGGCAAGAGCUGCAGGCUGCGGUGGCUCAACUACCUGAGGGGCGGGGUUAGGAGGGGCAACUUCUCUAAGGAGGAGGACGAUCUUAUCGUCAGACUCCAUGCGACCCUUGGCAACAGGUGGUCGUUGAUCGCCAGACAACUGUCUGGGCGGACUGACAAGGAAAUCAAGAACUACUGGAACUCGCAUCUUAGCCGGCAAAUCCACAGCUUCCGACGGGCGUACACCACCGGCAAGGAAACCACCGUAACCAUCCACAUCAACAAGUGGCGAGGAAUGCGGGCGCCUGGUAAGUCGCCAAGGAACAAGACAAAGAAGCCGCCAGUGCCUGAGCUCACUAAUGUGAAUGAUGUAUCUAGCCUGGUUGGUGCCAUAUCAUCAACAUCAAGGCUACCUGAAGGCUACUUGGAGCAGAAUGAUCGCAUCAACAACAUGAGUGUCAGCCGCACUUCUGGUGAGCGCUACAGCGAGGAGCCCAUUCUCGUGGACCCUGAAGAUCGGAAUGGCGUUGUGCCGAGGCCGAACUGCAUGGUAGAUCAGAUUGGGCUCACGGAAGCAAACAACUCAAUGAAUGGGAUUGGGAUUUUGAAGGACGACAGUAAAAUGGAGGCCCUGCUGUCAAGCAUCAACAUGCCAGCUAGUGGGCUUAAUGGCAUUGAGCACGAAUCCCACUCUGGGGUGGAGGAUCUCAUGGAUACGGACUGGGAGGGGUUGUCAUCCCAUAUAUGGGACAAUCCAACACAGGAUGAUCUGCUCGAGACAACUGAACCGCGUGUAAGAAUGAGCUUUGAGUCAGACAAGCGCGAGCCAUUCGUCAAUUGCCUAUUCUCUGAAGCGUGCUAA